AUGGCUGCUUACACUGGUAGAGACAUUGCCUUGUUCAUUAUUGCCUUCUUCUUUCCUCCUGCUGCAGUAGGAAUCAAAACUGGAUGUAGCGUUGAUUUGUUGAUCAAUAUCUGUCUUUGUGCUCUUGGCGCUAUUCCUGGUAUCAUCCACGGCUUUUACAUUGUACAUAAGUACAACGAACGUAUUGAAGACAUUGAAUCAGGAGGCCUUCGUUAUGAAAGAGUCGCUGUUGAUGAACCUCAAAGAGUUGCAUAUGGCGCUACUGCGCCUACUAAUUAA
This is a messenger RNA of Mucor velutinosus, 279 nucleotides long. RefSeq lists its product as uncharacterized. NCBI's taxonomy places the organism in Eukaryota, Fungi, Mucoromycota, Mucoromycetes, Mucorales, Mucoraceae. The record is from RefSeq and is a predicted model, not a curated record. Gene Ontology annotation, cellular component: membrane. The transcript has a single exon. The coding region runs from base 1 to 279 and encodes 92 amino acids.